Messenger RNA from Trichoderma asperellum CBS 433.97, 1390 nucleotides. It is a transcript of the gene LGA1, whose product is annotated as L-threo-3-deoxy-hexylosonate aldolase. The record is from RefSeq and is a predicted model, not a curated record. Gene Ontology annotation, molecular function: 4-hydroxy-tetrahydrodipicolinate synthase activity. Lineage: Eukaryota; Fungi; Ascomycota; Sordariomycetes; Hypocreales; Hypocreaceae.
UCACUAAUUCCUUCUCAUUCGCUCGCCGUCUUCGGAUCAGGCUCCAGUUGCUCUCUCGACGGGGUCAGCCUAACUGUAAGCCAUGGCCUUGAUAUCGGAAGCUGAUCGGUGGCUUUCCCCUCCAUGUAUUUCCUCUUCAAUGUUAGACAAGCUUCUCUGGCUACCGGCGGCUAUUCUUUGACCCAGAAUUGAUAGAUGACAGCUUGUAUUGGUUUAUAAAGAUUGGGUCCGUCUUUUUCAAACUACAAUAUUAGUUUCGUUUCUGUAAUCUCAUUCUUACUCUUUUACCUAUCGUCUCUCUCCAUCUUCAAUAGUAACGCAUCAGCGCCUCAUCCUCUCCAUCGUCUCCUAAUAAUAUACCCAAGCGUCGUCUCAUACUUUACACAUACCCAGCAGUCAAGAUGGCAACUCCCAAGUCGCUGCCAUGCGGCAUCUACGCCCCAACCAUGACCUUCUUCGACCCCAACACCGAAGAUCUCGACAUUCCCACCAUCAAGAAGCACGCUGAGCGACUCGCCAAGGCUGGCCUCGCUGGUCUCGUCGUCAUGGGAUCCAACGGCGAAGCCGUCCACUGCACAAGAGAGGAGAAGAUUGCCGUCCUCAAGGCCACAAGAGAAGCUCUCGACGCCGCCGGCUUCCAGUCAACGCCCGUCCUCUUCGGCGCAACCGAGGGCAGCGUCAGAGGCGCCAUUGAGCUGUGCAAGCUGGCGGCUGAAGCCGGUGCCGCAGCUGCUCUGGUUCUGCCCCCUUCAUACUACCGAGCUCAGACCGACGAGGAGUCCAUCUACAACUACUUCAUUGCCUUGGCCGACGCGAGCCCUAUCCCGAUUAUCCUGUACAACUACCCUGGCGCCGUGUCUGGAAUCGACAUGGACAGCGACCUCCUGAUCAAGCUGGCCGAGCACAAGAACAUCACCGGCACCAAAUUCACCUGUGGAAACACUGGAAAACUCACGCGAGUCGCCCUCGGCACAAACGCAAAGACUCCCUUCCAGGAGGGCUCAGGGUACAUGGCCUUUGGCGGCAUGUGCGACUUCACUCUCCAGACUCUCGUCAGUGGUGGCAGCGGCAUCAUUGCGGGCGGUGCCAACGUCAUGCCCAAGCUGUGCGUCAAGGUCUGGAAUCUGUAUUCUGAGGGCAAGAAGGAGGAGGCUGAGAAGCUGCAAAAGGUUCUAAGCCGUGGCGACUGGCCGUUGACAAAGGCUGCCAUUGCAGGCACGAAGCAGGCGAUUCAGAGCUACUAUGGAUAUGGAGGAUACCCUCGUCGGCCUCUUAAGCGCUUGGAGCAGGCUAGAGUGUUGGCUAUUGAGGAGGGUAUUCGGGAAGCGAUGGACGUUGAGAAGACUUUGUAAUCAUUAUAAAAGUGAUAAAGAUGUAAUAUAAGCAAUAC